Molecule: messenger RNA, 1158 nt
Organism: Melampsora larici-populina 98AG31
Lineage: Eukaryota; Fungi; Basidiomycota; Pucciniomycetes; Pucciniales; Melampsoraceae
Exons: 9
Coding region: 90-962 (290 amino acids)
Biological process (GO): glycerol transmembrane transport; water transport
Cellular component (GO): plasma membrane
Molecular function (GO): glycerol channel activity; water channel activity
Source: RefSeq, a predicted model, not a curated record
AUUUACUUUCUCAACUCGACUUACUUACCCGCUCUCAACCCACAGCUUUUCAAACUUUUCUUCAACAAACAACACGCUAACUGUCCCUCAUGGAUCUAGAGAAGCAAGAAGAUAAUCAGCACAUCACUUGUCAUUGGACACAGCAGACAUCUUACCUUACAAAGUGUAUAUUCGAAUGUGUCGGUGUCUUCAUCUAUGUCACAUGCGCUGAAACAAUCAAAAUUGCAUACCUUCUGUCUGGGGACCGCGAUGUGGCUGGCAAGUUGGCGAUCAUUUAUUUCUGUCCUCUGGUCUUCGCUUUUAUCUCUGCCACUCGUAUCCCUUGGCCUCGUCUCAUGGGUCUCCAUCUCCAUCCUGGCGUUACUCUGACCCUGACUAUUUUUCGACGAUUCCCAGUGUCAAAUUUGCUCCCUUUUGUCUUUUCACAACUCCUCGGUGCUACGUUUGGUGCUCUUUGUGUACAUGCUGGCUACCGUCUAUAUGUUGGCGUAAUCGCUGGCCAACAUUCAACAAUAAAAACCAUCUUCGUUACGGUAGCAAGUCUAUGGCCCGUCAGCAGUAUGGGUGGAGUUGUCCCAGUAGUGUCCUUUCACAACAGCUACCUUUUAUCGCUUGUCUUUGGAUGGAUCUGUGCGAUGUUGCUAGGCUUGACUCUCCUUGAAGAGUCUCCGAAAAACAGAAAAGUGUUUCUUGGUGGUCCAGCACACGUAGUUUGGGUAGUUCUGCUGUAUCUUUUGUCGGUAUUGGUAUUCCUCGAAACCGGGCUGGUUCUCAAUAUCGCUCAUGGUCUUGGAGCUCAAAUCGCAUCCUGGAUCCUGCAGGACGCCCCACUUUGUCUUCAGUGGCCGUUGCCUCUCGCCUCUCUCAUCAGCAUACCAGCCAUAAUGGCUGGAGCUUCAAUUUACAAGCUUCGUACCCUUGGGGAACCUGAUGGCUUGUGGAACUAUGCUGAGAUACCCUAGUGGACGCAUUGGGUGUUGUUAGGUGUUGUGUCAGAAUGAUGUUGAAAUGUUGUGUUCUUCUUUUUCCAAAUUGUGACAUUUGUUGUUAUCUGUAUGAUUAAUCACUCUCGAGCUCCACCGCACCGGUGGGCUGCGAUGAGGUCAAAAUUCAAAGUGCGUCACUAUGUUGUGAAAUCGAGACAAAUGAUCCCGGUGU